AUGGCUCCAGUCACGCACCAUUAUGGGAUUGUGGCUGCUCUUACUUUAAAUAAUUUCUGUUGCAGGGAAACACAAGCAGAGGCCAAUUCUCGUCUUCAAGAGAACUCUAAACCCACGAAUGAGGCAAGGACCUUCAACCCUGAAGUUACUCUAUCUUUUGAAGGAAAUUUGAACUUGGAGGACAUUCUCUACCUGGGGGACACAGGUGACCUAGACGAGACAUGGUAUGAGGAAGAAACUGAGAAGCCUGGGGAUAUACUAUAUAUUGAGGAGACUAGGCAGCCAGAGGAAUCUCUGUAUGUGGAUGAACCUGUGAAGCCAGAGGAGACGCCGCAUGGGGAGGAGACCGUGAAGCCAGAGGAGACACUGCGUGUGGAGGAGACGCCGCAUGGGGAGGAGACCGUGAAGCCAGAGGAGACACUGCGUGUGGAGGAGACGCCGCAUGGGGAGGAGAUUGUGAAGCCAGAGACACAGGGUGUGGAGGAGACACCACAUGGGAAGGAGAUUGUGAAGCCAGAGGAGACACUGUGUGUGGAGGAGACUCUGCAUGGGGAGGAGACUGUGAAGCUAGAGGAGGCACUGUGUGUGAAGGAGACACAACAUGGGGAGGAGAUUGUGAAGCCAGAGACACAGGGUGUGGAGGAGGGGAAGCCAGAGGAGAUGCAGUGUGUGGAAGAAUCCAUGAAGCUAGAAGAGACCAUAAGCCCAGAGCAGACUGUUUAUGGGGGAGAGACAGUCAUGAGCAUGGAGGAACGCACCCCUGAGAACCUCAGAACAGGGUCUAGCCCCAGCACUGAGGAGAGCCUGAGCAUAGAGGACCUAGAAUUGCUAGAGGGUCGUUUCCAGCAGUGUAUCCAAGCUGUGGCCCAGCUGGAAGAGGAGCGGGAUCACCUCGUCCAUGAGCUGGUGUUGCUCCGGGAACCCGCCCUGCAGGAGGUGCAGCAAGUCCAUCAGGACAUCCUGGCUGCCUACAAACUACAGGCCCAAGCAGAGCUCGAGAGGGAUGGGUUAAGGGAGGAGAUCCGGCUGGUCAAGCAGAAGCUGUUCAAAGUGACAAAGGAGUGUGUGGCUUAUCAAUACCAGCUGGAGUGCCGCCAACAGGACGUGGCCCAGUUUGCCGAUUUCCGGGAAGUGCUGACCACUCGAGCGGCCCAGCUGUCGGAGGAGCUGGCCCAGCUCAAGGAGACCUACCUGAAACAGAAAGAGCAAUUACAGCAACAACUAGAGACACCUCCCAGCCAGAGCGAUGGGCACUUUCUCCAGGAGAGCCGACGGCUCUCUACCCAGUUUGAGAACCUCGUGGCAGAGAGCCGUCAGGGCCUGGAAGAUGAGUAUGAGCCUCAGCUGCUGCGGCUCCUGGAGAGGAAGGAAGCUGCAACCAAAGCACUACAGAAAACCCAGGCUGAGAUCCAGGAGAUGAAAGAGGCUCUAAGGCCCCUGCAAGCAGAGGCCCAGCAGCUCCACUUGCAGAACAGAAACCUGGAGGACCAGAUCACACUUGUGCGGCAAAAACGAGACGAGGAGGUGCAGCAGUACCGGGAACAGCUGGAAGAAAUGGAAGAACGACAGAGGCAGUUAAAAAGUGGGGUGCAACUCCAACAACAGAAGAACAAAGAGAUGGAGCAGCUAAGGAUCAGCCUUGCUGAAGAACUUGCAACUUAUAAGGCUAAGCUACCCAAGAGCCAGGAACAGGAUAAUGAUCCCACUCCUCAGGCAGGUGGAAUCGAGACACAAUCUCAAGGGGCUGUUUAGAAACAUAUGGCCGAAUAUGUAACCCAGAAACAACAAAACCUUCUUAACAAAGGAUCAUUAAGUACAACAUACUUUUUUUUCCCAAAUAGAGAAGGGAGUGCCAGGGAAUUGGCAAGCAGUUCCUUGGGAAAGUUUCAAGUAUUGGCUGAACUGUUUUAAAAAGAUUCUAGGCCUGGCUGGAGGCAGAACACCGCCAACCUGCUCUUAGUUGGAUACUAUUUCAUAGACUGCAGUACUGAUCUCAAUGCGGAGAAGAGGAAGGAGUGUCCCAUGCGGCGGCAGCAGCAGCCCUCACACUGAUUAAAGGAUCCUUGCAGUGUUGUGAAGAUCUGUCUUGCCUGAUACUGACACAAACCAGAAACAUUUUUGGCGUCCAGGAGGGAUCAAAAAGGCAACCAAUUUUUAUCACAAAAGUUUACAAUUUGAGUAUUCUCAAGCCAUGAGUGUUAACACUUUCAAUGAAUCCUUUUAUAGCAUUUACCUUUAAGUCUAAGUUGACUCAUAGCUUACUCAUAAUUCACAAUAACUUUCAUUAAUUCUCUAAAAGAGUUACUGACUUGGUGAAAAGGAACUAAACCAGAUUUGAACCUAAAAGCUAAAUAAGGAUAUUCAGAUUUCUCUAAAGAUUUUACACCAUGAAAAUGACUUUGGGUCAGCAGGAUCUACUCAGUUAAAUUGAAUGCAAAAGAAUCAGGCAUUUUACCUGGUUAUGGCACUUGUUAGAAUCUAUUAUUUCUAACUUCUACGUACAGCAUCCAGUGAAAAACAUACUGGGGAGACUCAACCUUUGUGAGAAAAGGUUCAAACUUCUGAAAAUUUAAAUUUGCCUUAAAUUCUCUUUGCCACACUGCCUUUGAUGUUCUAGAAAGUCCAUGUAGUUCUCUAGAGAUACUGACUUCAAAAAGAUGGUUAUCAAAGACUAAUCCAUGUACCUCUGAUUCAGUGUUUUUAUGUUUUUCACUUCCUGGGAAGGAGUAAAAUCUCUUUUCUAUUGUUCUGAGUCUAUUACAUUUAAUUCUGCUCUUCAGUGUCAAAGAUCACAGAAAACAAUUGUGACCUGAACAAUUCUUCUAGAAGCCAGGAAUUGGUGUUCGAUAGAUAUUGUAUACUAAAUAAAACCCACCAGCAUGGGGUUAUAUAGAAAAGCAAUUUAUUCCAUUGUAAGCACUUACACAGUUAGUCAUGGAGAGUAACAGGCCUGUUGGCAAAACAGGUCACCCAAACAGAGAUGGUAUCAAACUAGUGGUAAAGGACUAACUCCUAUUUAAAAAAAAAAAAAAAA
Messenger RNA from Condylura cristata (star-nosed mole), 3034 nucleotides. RefSeq names its product syncoilin, intermediate filament protein (gene SYNC). The record is from RefSeq and is a predicted model, not a curated record. Gene Ontology annotation, biological process: intermediate filament-based process. The coding region runs from base 1 to 1752 and encodes 583 amino acids. The transcript is spliced from 5 exons. Lineage: Eukaryota; Metazoa; Chordata; Mammalia; Eulipotyphla; Talpidae. Gene Ontology annotation, cellular component: neuromuscular junction; cytosol; Z disc.